Cryptococcus wingfieldii CBS 7118 is the source of this 510-nucleotide messenger RNA. RefSeq lists its product as hypothetical. Gene Ontology annotation, cellular component: mitochondrion. Bases 1 to 510 code for a protein of 169 amino acids. Gene Ontology annotation, biological process: L-valine biosynthetic process; L-leucine biosynthetic process. The record is from RefSeq and is a predicted model, not a curated record. NCBI's taxonomy places the organism in Eukaryota, Fungi, Basidiomycota, Tremellomycetes, Tremellales, Cryptococcaceae. The transcript has 3 exons. Gene Ontology annotation, molecular function: branched-chain-amino-acid:2-oxoglutarate transaminase activity.
AUGUCUCUCUGGCUCCACGGCGAAGAAGACUUCAUCUCCGAAGCAGGCGCCAUGAACGUCUUCCUGCUCAAAGAGGCUAAAGAUGGCUUCCUCGAAUUUGUCACCACCCCCCUCUCGUCCGGUAUCGUACUCCCCGGUAUCACCCGUGCUUCUCUUAUCGAGCUCCUCACCGACCACGCUUCUGGUAAAGUCGAUUUCCCGCUGGAGGGGGUGCCGAAGAAUAUUAGGAUUGUGGAAAGGGAUAUUUCUAUGGGGGAGAUUGUUGAGGGGUUGAAAGAUGGGUCUGUCAAGGGCAUGUUCGGCUGCGGCACAGGCGUCGUCGUCGUCUCCAUCCAACACAUCACAUACUCCGGCACCCCCCUCACCUGGCUCGGCACAAGCCCUUCCCGACCCGCGCAGAGGGGGAGGAUUGCAGAUGGAGGGAGGGGGUGGGCGGUUGAGGUGCCGGAGUGGCAGGGGGCUGGUGUGGCGGAGAAGGAGGGGGGCAGGGAGGAAGUUAUUGUUGCUUAG